GAAAAGGCUGGUCGCAGUGCUAUUGAAGGGUACUAUGACAGCCGAGUUGAGAACUCUUAUAUCUCUUCGGAAACCCGUCUGGGUUCUAUCACUCUGAAGUUCGACUAAUGCUAUGUUAUCCAUUAUUGAGCUCUGUAUAAAUAAAAAUUAUAUGCCUCUUUGCCAAAAUCCCCCAAAAUAUUGCUGCUUUAAAAGUGUGACAGGGAAAAUGCUGGCAUGGAGAAUUCAAGUCACGCUUUGGGAACGCGCGUGCAGUAUUCAGCGCCGAGCGACCUUUUACUCUGAAAUCAAAAUGGUGAAAGUAUCUGUGAAAUGGAGCGGCAAGAAGUUUGAUGACCUCGACCUUGAUACUUCAGAGUCCCCCGAGCUCUUUAAAAAUCAGAUCUAUUCAUUGACUGGCGUCCCUCCCGAGAGACAAAAGAUCAUGAUCAAAGGAGGCAUUAUGAAGGACGACACUGAUUUGAGCAAGCUGAAUGUCAAAGAGGGCCACACCUUCAUGAUGAUGGGAACUGCUGGAGAGCUACCUAAAGCUCCUCCCAAGCCUGUUGUAUUCUUGGAAGACAUGAGUGACAAGCAACUGGCACAAGCACUUGAUAUCCCUGCCGGUCUGGAAAAUCUAGGCAAUACUUGCUACAUGAAUGCUACUUUGCAAUCUUUGCGAGUAAUGCCAGAGCUACACACUGCUCUCGAUAGAUAUCAAGGCGGUAUAACUGGGAUGGAUGCAAGGGGUAACUUAACAGCUAGCUUGAGGGAUUUGUACAAACAAUUAAGCAGCACUACCGAAGGAUUUCCACCUCUGAUAUUUUGGCAGAUGCUUCGCCAGGCAUUUCCACAAUUUUCUCAGUCCGGAGCUGGUGGAAUGCCUAUGCAACAGGAUGCUGAGGAAUGCUGGGGUGAAUUGAUCUCGGUCCUCAAAUCGAAGCUACCCGCCGAUUCUGCUUCAAAUCAGACGUUUGUCGAACAGUACAUGACCGGUCGAUUGACUAGCGAACUGAAAUGUAUUGAAGCGCCUGAGGAACAACCAGUCAUAGAUACAGAAACCUUCAGCAAGUUAGACUGCCAUAUUUCCAUAUCUACCAAUUUCAUGCAAAAUGGUAUUCAGGAUUCGUUGAAGCAAGAUAUUGAGAAGCACUCGGCCACAUUGGAUCGCACAGCUCAAUACCAGAAAAUCUCAAAGGUUAGUCGGCUUCCGCAAUACCUGGUGGUCCACUUCAUUCGUUUCUUCUGGAAACCAUCUGAGCGAGUCAGGGCAAAAAUUUUGCGAAAAGUCAAGUUCCCACUUGACUGGGAUGCAACCGAAUUAUGUACACCAGAACUACAGAACAAGUAUAGCAAAAUCAAGGAAAAACUCCGAGAGGUAGACGACAAAAAGCUAGAGCAAGAACGAGAGCGUAAGAAGAGGAAAACUCAAGAGGACGAUCUUGCUGAAGAAAAAACUGAUAAUACUGCUACGGCCAGCACGUCGAUGGACGUCGAUACUAGCUCACAAAAAGUUGAUUGGAAUGAAUUUAUUGACCAAGGUCUGAAAAACGACGUUGGUGCAAAUGUAACAGGACAAUAUGAAUUAUGCUCUGUUCUCACUCACGUUGGCCGAUCUGCUGACUCAGGACAUUAUAUUAGCUGGGUUAAGAAGGGAGGCAGCGAGUGGCUCAAGUAUGAUGAUGAUAAAGUGUCGAUCGUCAAAGAGGAAGAUAUUCAAAAACUAGAUGGCGGUGGUGACUGGCCCAUGGCUUACAUUGUGCUUUACCGCGCAAAGAAGUUGGAUUAAAAAAAAAAAUUACUACUUUUUUCCCUUUCGUGAAAUAAAAAUUUCACAAUUACAUGACUGAACCAAAAACGCGUCUUAUUCCCGAAAUUGUUCCU
This is a messenger RNA of Umbelopsis ramanniana AG, 1863 nucleotides long. RefSeq lists its product as uncharacterized. The transcript has 12 exons. The record is from RefSeq and is a predicted model, not a curated record. Gene Ontology annotation, molecular function: proteasome binding; protein binding; cysteine-type deubiquitinase activity. NCBI's taxonomy places the organism in Eukaryota, Fungi, Mucoromycota, Umbelopsidomycetes, Umbelopsidales, Umbelopsidaceae. The coding region runs from base 113 to 1768 and encodes 551 amino acids. Gene Ontology annotation, biological process: protein deubiquitination; proteasome-mediated ubiquitin-dependent protein catabolic process; regulation of proteasomal protein catabolic process.